Molecule: messenger RNA, 3354 nt
Organism: Ruditapes philippinarum (Manila clam)
Lineage: Eukaryota; Metazoa; Mollusca; Bivalvia; Venerida; Veneridae
Exons: 27
Coding region: 1-2964 (987 amino acids)
Biological process (GO): signal transduction
Cellular component (GO): cytoplasm; nucleus
Molecular function (GO): GTPase activator activity
Source: RefSeq, a predicted model, not a curated record
AUGCAAAACACCUGUGUUCCACACACCAUAGAAAACCAAGCAAACUCUGAAUAUGAAUUGGGUGACAAGAUUGAACAACAAGAAAGAGAGACAGCAAACUUUGAGAGAAAGGAGGAGGACUUGAAGGAAAUUAUAGAGGAAUUGGGUGACAAGAUUGAACAACAAGAAAGAGAGAAAGCAAACUUUGAGAGAAAGGAGGAGGACUUGAAGGAAAUUAUAGAGGAAUUGGGUGACAAGAUUGAACAACAAGAAAGAGAGAAAGCAAACUUUGAGAGAAAGGAGGAGGACUUGAAGGAAAUUAUAGAGGAAUUGGGUGACAAGAUUGAACAACAAGAAAGAGAGAAAGCAAACUUUGAGAGAAAGGAGGAGGACUUGAAGGAAAUUAUAGAGGAAUUGGGUGACAAGAUUGAACAACAAGAAAGAGAGAAAGCAAACUUUGAGAGAAAGGAGGAGGACUUGAAGGAAAUUAUAGAGGAAUUGGGUGACAAGAUUGAACAACAAGAAAGAGAGAAAGCAAACUUUGAGAGAAAGGAGGAGGACUUGAAGGAAAUUAUAGAGAAAUUAAAGAAUGAGUUAAUGACGAAGACAGAGAAAGCCAAAUUAACAGCUGAGAUGAAAGAGUCCAUAGCAAACCAGGUACAUGUAUACCAGGAAGAGGUGCAGCAACAAAAACAAAUCAUUUAUAGUGUAAAUGUGAAAGAAUUCCUGUCAUUUCCAUCACCAACAAAAUUACACAGCAUAGGUGGUGAUCUUUCUGCAUCAGUUAGGCAAGAAUUAGGGGAUGACAUAAAAGAUAUAGAUAAAACAGUUGCCACCUUGAUAAGAAUAUCUACAGUUGUAACAAAAGAAGACAAAAAGUCUUGUGAAACAGUCUGUCAGUGUGCAGAUAACAUCUUAGAAGAGGCUUUUAAAGCAGAUAGCAAUGUUGGGUCUCUGUUUGCAAAUGCAUACCUUGUCUAUAUUGGUUUAUUAAAGGGUGAGGACAAGAAAUACCGGCCACCUAGUGAUAUAACAGGACCAUUGAUAGUGCUGGAACAUAUUGUAAAACAAACCUACUUCCCACAUCAGGCGAAGAAUAUAAUUUCUGCUUUCAUGAAUAAGCCACACCCACUGUUGGACAAAUCAUUUGCGAGUGAGUGGCGAGAGUCUGGCAAGAAGAAAAAGAAACAAAAGCCAAAGCCCACCCCAGCACCCACAGAAAAUCACAAUGACACCAAACCCGACAGACGAGAUAAUAGAGACAGAAAUGAACGAGAUAAUCGUGACAGAAACAAAGAGCAGAAGGAAAAUGGCGAGCGUAAUUUUUGUGAACAGUCAGACAAUUAUCGGCAGCGUGCCCGUCGUAAUGACAACAGACUGCCAAGGUUAUCAGGGGGUCGUGGCAGACCAGACAGAGCUGGAGACAGACCAGAACGUGGUGAAGAGGAGAAUGAAAAAGAUGUUUAUCGUGACAGGGGAUUCGACUGUGGCAGGGGUCGUGGACGAGGGUUUGGUCCACGGCGUGGAAGAGGUGGUGGCAGUGGACGAGGGGUUGGAGGGACUUUCCGACCAAAUAGAGGUUUUGAAAAUAAGAAUUCCCAGAUUGACAAUGGUCCUCAGAUAGACACAUGGACUAAUGAAACAGCUGUGAUAGGCGAGAAAGAACCAAAAAUAUCUAACUGGGGUGAUUCAAAAGAAGAUUGGAAUGAGGAUAUAGAUAGCUGGACUGAAAGUUUGGCAGAAACAAAAGUUAUUACAGCCAGUGGCUCAUCAGCAUCAGAACCAACAAAUCAAGUACCGAUAGAGUCAAACGCACUCUCUAACACGUUCGAUCUCGGAGGAUUAUACCCAAAACAUCUACAAAAUGACAUGAGUGCUGAGGCAAGAUAUAUCAGUCAGUUUAACCAGCAGGCGACGGAGUCAAUCAAGAAUUGUAUAGGGAUUGGAUCUGGACAAAGUUCAUCCCUUCAAAACUCUAUGACCUCACAGACUGCUUCCAAUGGUAAUAGUUUAACGGGAACCAGUGUUACAGGAAGUGGUUUAUCGUUUAUGACAGGAAGUAGUUUAUCAGCAGGGUCACAGUCUGUUGCUGGUCCCUCAAAUGCCAUUCCAGCAUCAUCGGUGUCCCAAAAUGCAAUGUUACAACAAAGACAGAAGCCUCAAAGAUCAAAGUUACCACCACCAUCAAAGAUUCCAGCAUCAGCUGUUGAGAUGCCUGGUUAUAUGAUGACAACAUUGGACGUUCAGUUUGGUAACCUCGAGUUCGGUUCUGACAGCUCAGCAUUCUCAUUUAGAGGAAAUGAAUCUGUUAAUAGUGCUUUCACUAGUGCUGAUUCUAACAGCACAUCAACUGUAAAUGAUCAUGGCGGUGCAACUGUGGGUCAGGUACAGAAUUUAAGUAAAACGAGCGAGUCACUGAUAUCAGGCGGACUUGAACAAAGUUCUCCUAGGAGCAGUUCCCUAUGUCAGCAGUCACCAUACACAACACGAACCAAACAGAACCAGCGUUUGAGCAAGCAGGUAGAAGUGUUAGUAGAGGAGCGUGCUGCCACUGAAUCAAAAACAGAACAUUUAUUGGUAGAGAUCAAUGACAUGCAGACAGAAGCAAAACAGAAAGUGGAAAAUUUACAUCAACCACAGUUAGAAGAGUUACAGAAAGGUGACCAGUCACCCUCUGAGGCAGAGAUGGAGUUACCAGCUGGUUGGGUAUGGCAAGAUGACUGGCAGAAAGAUCUGGGCAGAGCUGUUGAUGAAGAAGGCCGUUCACAUAUAAAUUUAACCGUGGCUGAAGGGUUUUCGGGCUCGCUUAGGAAGCGAGAGGUCUGGAGUUCAAAUCCCAGUAAAGGCACUCCAAGCCCUUACUGGGACGAAGCAUUUGACUUUGUUUACCGUACACCAGUUACACCCUACACAGAUAAUGUAUUCAGUGAUGUAUCCCCAGGCGCUGCUGGUAGGUUUUUUAUACUUUUUUUGAAAUUUAAGUAAGCCCCUUUGAUAAUAUCACACCAUUUUCAUUUAAAAAUGUAAUAGGAGUUGUUUCCCUUUUAUGCAAUACUAUAUAAAUAUAUCUUGUGAGAUAAUUUGUUCAAUAUUUCCUUUAAUUAUUGUAUCACCAUUAACAACUUGCCUGUUGAUUUGAAAUAGCUCUCAUUCUUGUUACAUUAAGUGCUCAUCACUCUUAUUACAGUUCUUUUACAUGUAUGGUAUCAGGUAUGAUAAUUUGAAAUUUAUCCUUUAGUCAAUACAGAAUUUAUUUUAGUUUGAUUGUGAAACAAUCUAUAAACCAAAAAACGUUCAUGUGACCAGUCGCCUGGCAUUAUCACUGCAUAUAUUGUAGUACAUGUUGCUCAUUGUCAUAAUUUUGAUAUAUCUGUU